Molecule: messenger RNA, 1053 nt
Organism: Drosophila santomea
Lineage: Eukaryota; Metazoa; Arthropoda; Insecta; Diptera; Drosophilidae
Exons: 2
Coding region: 74-496 (140 amino acids)
Source: RefSeq, a predicted model, not a curated record
CAACAAGACCCCCCGACUACCCUAUAGUACCGAAAUUGCCGAAGCCCGAAAGGAAGCCGCCAGGAAGUCUGCAAUGAACCCGUUCCGGCAAAAUGUGAAGGAUAGUAGGCCAAACCUACCGCACCUUUCUUCACAUGAAGUUGCCAUCCAAAAACGCCUAAAUAAAUGGCGCCGGAGUGCAAACAAGGCCUCCACAAAUAGCAGGACCAAUCUCAAGAACGGGCUACGAAAGGAACAAAAAAAUGUAGAAAAAGCUAUGGAGCACAAACAGGGAAAAGACGACAGCCCCCCGACAACGAGCAGAGCUGCUUUGGCAAAUCUGAAGGCAAAGAUAGUUAAGGAGACAACGCCCUCACCACAAAAUAUCAACACUCUUCCAGUAAAUAGCCAACCCGACGACCCAGUCAUUAAACUGGCAAAUAGAGUUGACAAUCUGGAAAAGAAAAUUGAUAUAUUAAUGGCCUUAAUUAUACAAGCAAGAAAUCCGGACGAAUAAACCUUUUGACGACGUAUUCCUGCUGACCCCCACGAUGAAGACGCGAAGGACGCCACCCACUAGGACCAGCAUAGACGAAUCUGGAAGCUGAUGGACAGGAGAAGGAUCAACGCGCAGCAAAAACAUGAUGAAUUUAAGUCGACUCAUUGCAGCAGCGUAUGCACAACGUCACUUAUCUGAACUGUUUGCUGCAAUUCCUUUGAAAUGUCCCAAAACAGCAGCUGCAAUCUCUACGAAAGCCAUACUUGACGACAAAAGACGACCCGACUGGGCGUAAUGGACAAACUAACUUCUUGACACUCAUAACACAAAAAACAUACAAUGUUUUGAUGCAGUUUCCUUAUUGGGAUUCCCCCCCGUUUUUACAGACCCUAGGCGUGGUGCUGCCGACCCGGCAAAAGGUCGAAAUCGUAACCUCUAUAAUUGACUUUUUUCCUCCAGAAAUGCAAUAUCGACAAAAUCUCCGUUAAAGAUAGAAAUACUUUAAUCAAAACAUAAAACAGAGCACUAUAUAAUAAUAUAUAUAAAAAUCCACAAUGUUUUGAUGCCGUCCCUUU